CUUUUCCCCUGUGCUGUGUAGCGUGAGUUUACAAUGGUGUGUGAAACACCGCCCUGUGUGGUUACGGUUACCUCGUGGCUUCUGUCCAACCGGAGGCGUUAGGAGAACACAUCGCGCGCUUUACCCACCGGCUGCGCAGUUGCAUGUUAUCCUAUCCAGCGCGAGCCUGGUACGAGAAAUCUACCGCUGCCGCCUAACCGGAAUCUUCCUUUAUAUAGACGGAGACAAAACAAAAAUAACCACAUUCAACUGACGGCGGAAAAAACAUCCAGAACUUCAUUUUUUUCUCUCCUUCUUUAUCGCGUCCUGGUUCUCUUCUUAGAGUCUAAAGCCACGGAGCGCUUUACUAUAUAACCUACAGUAUAUUCUUUACUAUAUAACCUACAGUAUAUCGGCUGUUGCAACGCCAUGACAGGCGAGAAGAAAGUCUCGGUAAUCAAUGGCAAACCAGAGGACGCCCUGGACUUCGAGGCAGCCAACGACAAGAAGCCGGUCAACGAGAGGGGCCACUGGAACAACAAGAUUGAGUUUGUCCUGUCGGUGGCCGGAGAGAUCAUAGGGCUGGGAAACGUGUGGCGUUUCCCCUACCUGUGUUACAAGAAUGGAGGAGGUGCGUUCUUCGUACCAUAUAUAAUCUUCUUUAUAUGUUGUGGCAUCCCGGUGUUCUUCCUGGAGACAGCUCUGGGACAGUUCACCAGCGAAGGAGGCAUCACAUGUUGGAGGAAAUGCUGCCCGCUCUUUGAAGGUAUUGGCUAUGCGACCCAGGUGAUCGUGGCCCAUUUGAAUGUGUAUUAUGUGGUUAUCCUGUCCUGGGCUAUCUUCUACCUGUUCAACUGCUUCACCACGGAGCUACCCUGGGCCUCGUGUGAUCACUACUGGAACACAGAGAACUGUGUCGAUUUCCAGAGGAACGGCACCAAUUUCACCUUCAACCCCAACUCCACCUCGCCUGUUGUAGAGUUCUGGGAACGUCGUGUCCUCAAGAUCUCCAGUGGGAUUGAACACAUCGGGAAGCUACGCUGGGAACUGGCUCUGUGUCUGGCUCUGGCUUGGGUCAUCUGCUACUUCUGCAUAUGGAAAGGGCCCAAAUCCACCGGAAAGGUGGUGUAUGUGACUGCUACCUUCCCCUAUGUCAUGCUGUUGGUCCUGCUGAUCCGAGGGGUGACUCUGCCGGGGGCGUGGGAAGGAAUCAAGUUCUACCUGUACCCUGACAUCUCCCGCCUCUCAGACCCACAGGUUUGGGUGGAUGCUGGGACUCAGAUCUUCUUCUCCUAUGCCAUCUGUUUGGGGUGCCUGACGGCCCUGGGGAGCUACAACAGCUACGACAACAACUGUUACAGGGACUGCAUCAUGCUGUGCUGUCUGAAUAGUGGGACCAGCUUCGUGGCGGGCUUCGCCAUCUUCUCUGUGCUUGGCUUCAUGGCCCUAGAACAGGGUGUGCCCAUCGAGGCCGUGGCAGAGUCUGGUCCAGGCUUAGCCUUCAUAGCCUACCCUAAAGCUGUGACCAUGAUGCCUCUGUCUCCUCUGUGGGCUUGUCUCUUCUUCAUGAUGCUCAUUUUCCUGGGGCUGGACAGCCAGUUUGUGUGUGUAGAGAGCCUGGUGACAGCGGUAAUAGACAUGUACCCAGAGACUUUCAGGAGAGGCUACCGUCGAGAAAUGCUCAUCCUGGGCUUGUCUAUAUGCUCCUUCUUCCUGGGGCUCAUCAUGUUGACAGAGGGUGGAAUGUACGUGUUCCAGCUGUUUGACUCGUACGCGGCCAGCGGAAUGUGUCUGCUGUUUGUGGCCAUCUUCGAGUCAAUAUGUAUCGGCUGGGUAUACGGUAGUGACAGGUUCUAUAUGAACAUCGAGGAUAUGAUUGGAUACCGGCCUGCCAUCUUCAUCAAAUGGUGCUGGAUGCUACUGACACCAGGCAUCUGUGCUGGUAUCUUCCUGUUCUUCCUGAUUAAAUACAAGCCUCUGAAGUACAACAACGUGUAUAUCUACCCAGACUGGGGCUACGGAAUAGGCUGGAUGAUGGCCCUGUCCUCCAUGGUCUGCAUUCCCCUAGGAAUCAUCAUACAGCUCUGGAAAACACCUGGAACCUUCUCAGAGAGGAUGACUUUCCUGACCACCCCCAGUCCAGAUCUGGUGAUGAGGGGUAAACUGGCUGGUAUGAGCCCCUUCACCAUCAGACCCAAGCCCAGCAAAGAGUCAAAGAAAGCUGCAAAGAUCGCUACCAUCACAGAGAAGGAGACCCAUUUCUAACACUUCUCCAAGUCCAACCACUGACCAAGCCUCUAUCUGUCUGUCCGCAACCACAACCACAAUGAAGACAACAACAAACAACAAACAAAACAAACAACAAACAAAACAAACAACAGACGAUAAUUAAGGACUGUUUUAUUUAGGUUUUUUUUUUUUAAAGAGAAAGAAGUUAUCACAUAAUUAUUAUUAGUCUUGCUGCUUCUUUUUUUGCACGAACUUUAUUAACACAUCAUCUACGUUAACAUUGUGACUAAAGAGAUCAUUUUUAACGAUUAGAAGAAUAUCAAGUUUAUUGAUUGAGAUCGGCAUGAUAUCGUGCAGGUAUUCGUGUCACUAGUGUUUUACUGUACAACUAACUCCAUCACUGAGUAUACAAAACAUUAAGAACACCUUCCAUGCCCCCUAACUCAAUUCGUCGGGGGGAUGGACUCUACAAGGUGCUGAAAGCGUUCCACAGGGAUGCUGGCCCAUGUUGACUCUACAAGGUGUUGAAAGCGUUCCACAGGGAUGCUGGACCAUGUUCACUCUACAAGGUGUUGAAAGCGUUUCCACAGAGAUGCUGGCCCCUUGUUGACUCCAAUGCUUCCCCACAGUGGUGUCAAGUUGGCUGGAUGUCCUUUGGGUUGGUGGACCAUUCUUGAUACACACGGGAAUCUAUUGAUCAUGAAAACCCACGGCAGCACCUACUAACAUAUCCCGUUCAAAGGCCUAUUCACCUUCUGAAUAAAACACAUACACAAUACAUGUCUCAAUUUUCUCAAGGCUUAAAAAUCUAUCUUUAA
Molecule: messenger RNA, 3026 nt
Organism: Oncorhynchus gorbuscha (pink salmon)
Lineage: Eukaryota; Metazoa; Chordata; Actinopteri; Salmoniformes; Salmonidae
Gene: slc6a11b
Product: solute carrier family 6 member 11b
Exons: 15
Coding region: 409-2244 (611 amino acids)
Biological process (GO): sodium ion transmembrane transport
Cellular component (GO): membrane
Source: RefSeq, a predicted model, not a curated record